Messenger RNA from Prorocentrum cordatum, 1240 nucleotides. The record is from the annotation of a GenBank genome assembly. NCBI's taxonomy places the organism in Eukaryota, Dinophyceae, Prorocentrales, Prorocentraceae.
GAGUGGUGGCGAUACUACAUUGUCGAAGCCGCUGCUGGGCUCCCCGAGGACAAACCUGCACGUGCCGGUUUACAGCCCGUACGGCGGCAAAGAGGUGGUCCAGACCGAGGCGUCCCCAAGCGAUUGCCACGCAUGCCUCAGCGGCAUCUUCUCCGGACGGGGAGGCAGCGGCAGCGAGAGCAGCAGAGAGGUGGCCUUGGUGAUCAGGUCUUCGGUCUGGAUCAACGCCGUGCUUUUUCUGGCCAAGCUGUACGCGUUCAUAGUGUCCCGCUCCCUGGCCGUGCUGGCGUCGCUGGUAGACUCCGGAAUCGACCUGCUCGGCCAGGGCGCGUUGAUGUGGACGAACCACCUCGCCCAGCGCGGCACGCAGGAGGAGUACCCGGUGGGGCGCACGCGCCUCGAGCCGGUUGGGGUGAUGAUUUGCGCCGUCGUCAUGGGCAUGGCGUCCAUCGAGGUGAUCAGCACCUCCUCGAUGAAGCUGGUCCAGUACUGGGACAGCGAGCCCCCGCCGCUGGCCUUCCGGUGGGACACGGUUCUCCUGCUCGUGGGCAUCAUCGGGCUCAAGUGGUUCCUCUACCUGUGGUGCACCAGGGUCGCGGAGCGCAGCCCCCGGAGCGACGCCGUGGAGGCCAUCGCGCAGGACAACAAGAAUGACGUCCUGUCGAACCUGGCGGCUCUCGUGGCGGGCGAGGACGUGGAGGCUCGGCUCGACAGGGCCAGGGAGGACCGCGACCUGAAGGCGGCCCUAGCGGAGCUCGCGCCCCCGUGGGGCUCGGAGCCCUCGGAGGCCGCGGCGGGGGGCGCCUGUGGCGCGCUGCUGCGGAUGCUGCUGGACGCCCCGGGCGCCGCGGCGGCGCUGCUGGAGCUCGGGGGCGUCGAGGAGGCCGUCGCGGCCAUGAGGCGCUUCCCGGGCAGCCCCAGCGUGGCGGAGGAGGCCUGCGGCCUGCUGUGGAGGCUCGUGCAGUCGAACGGCAUGGUCGCCGCCACGGCCGUCAUCGAUGCCGGCGGCUUCGACGCGAUCAGUGCCGCCCUGGGCAGCUUCGCGGAGGGCUCGGCCGCGCACGAGGCGGUGCUGCUCCUGGCCUCCGUGCUGGCGGACUGGGGCCUGGUGAGGGUGGACCCGCCGACGGAGCUGGUGCAGUCGGAGGUAAAGGGGCGAGCCUUCGCGUACGUGACGGCCGUGGGGGAGCCCAGGGAGGUCAAGCUGGGGCUCGUGACUGGCGCGGCAUCAGAGAAAUAA